AUGUCUUUCUUUAGUCGAUUAUUUAAACUUCGAAUAUUCAAAUUUCGCCAUACUCUUGCUGAAGAACUUGAAGAUCUUCAUACAGAAUCACUUCAUUUACAGCAAGUAUUAACUCAGACACGUCUCCAACAACGCAUAUGGACGAAAUGGUUUGCUAUCUAUGCUAUACUCGCAUAUUUAGCUUUGAACGUCGUUUAUUUUACUUUAUUCCUUUCACAUGAGUAUCUAAUUCGUACUUAUGCAAUCAUGAUCUCUGUAACAUUGGGAGCAUUACUUUAUGGAAUGUAUUGGCUUCUUUGUUGGUAUUUUCGAACAAUGAUUCAUAUGAAAGAGGAUCGAUUAGCAUUAUUCAAAGAUCGAAAACAAGAAUUGAUUGAAGAGGUGAAAACUAAAGAAACAUAUGCAGUAGCUAAAAGUCUCUUAGAAAAAUAUGGCGAAACAAUUACACCUGCAGUUCAACCAUCAGCAACCGAAGCUGCUAAUACAAAUGUUCGUCCACGUGUAUCAGUUCAACCAACAACAGCUGGUGCAAAUAAACCACCUGUUUCUGUUACACCACCUAAUAUCGGUAGAUUAGAAUCAAGUAAUACACAAACACCAAUGAGUGGUGGACCCAUUCGUCCAACAGUGGGUGCUACACCUGGCAAAUUACCGCGGGCAAUUUUACCACCACAACGAACAUUCUGGGGAGCAAUUCUCGAUGUUAUUGUAGGUGAUGGUCCAUCAAAACGCUAUGCAUUAAUCUGUAAAUCCUGUAAUAGUCAUAAUGGCAUGGCACUGGAAGAAGAAUAUGAAUAUUUAUCUUUUCGUUGUGCCUAUUGUAAUUAUUUUAAUAGUGCUCGUAAACAAAAACCGGUCUUUCAUGGUGAUAUUGUUGCUCAUGAUCCACAACCAGCAGCAGCAACAACAGUAAGUCAAACACAAGCUGAACCAACAGUUACACGUACAGACUUAUCAUCUUCAGAAUCAUCUGAUGCAAACGAAGAUAACAAAUCGGCAGGUACAGAAUCCAAUGUAGUACGACGAUCAAUUCGUGUUCCAGCGUCAGAAAAUACCAAUGAAUCUCGAUCUCGUUCGUCAUCCAUUGAAAAUCAACGAGAACAACAACAUUCAGCAUUAUUAUCGUCAUCAGAAGAAGAAGAAAAUAAACGAAAAGACAACUAA
Messenger RNA from Adineta steineri, 1164 nucleotides. The record is from the annotation of a GenBank genome assembly. Lineage: Eukaryota; Metazoa; Rotifera; Eurotatoria; Adinetida; Adinetidae.